Impatiens glandulifera is the source of this 2225-nucleotide messenger RNA. Its product is annotated as calcium-dependent protein kinase 28-like. Bases 237 to 1895 code for a protein of 552 amino acids. The transcript is spliced from 11 exons. The record is from RefSeq and is a predicted model, not a curated record. Gene Ontology annotation, molecular function: calcium/calmodulin-dependent protein kinase activity; calcium-dependent protein serine/threonine kinase activity; calmodulin binding. Gene Ontology annotation, cellular component: nucleus; cytoplasm. Lineage: Eukaryota; Viridiplantae; Streptophyta; Magnoliopsida; Ericales; Balsaminaceae. Gene Ontology annotation, biological process: peptidyl-serine phosphorylation; protein autophosphorylation; intracellular signal transduction.
UCUUCCAUGGCCUUUCCUUUGCUCUUCUCUCUCUCUAAGGUCUCUUCUUCUUUUGACCAUAAUCACGAGGACCUUCGUCCCUUCUUCCUCUUAUCUGCAUCAAACCUUCCUGUUUUAUGUCUCCUCUCAUUUAGCAGCAUCUUCCUAUCUCUCUCUGCAUUGACAGGAGGGGCCCUACGCGGUUUAUACGAUUCACCGUCUUCUGAUCUCGAUCGUUUGCCAAAUCAAAUCACGAAAUGGGUGCCUGUUUUUCCACCGUCAAAAUCAGUGGUUCCAACAGCCGCUCCCGCUCUCGUUCCGGCGGCACCAAUUCCACCGCCAAGCAACGGAAAACCGGAACUAAGCUGCCGGCGGAAACACCCGGGGGAACUAAAAAGAACCAGACUAAAGAAACCAAGAAGAAGAUUCCUCUACCCGUCAAGUCUAAAAAACACGGCGUUAUCCCUUGCGGUAAACGAACAGAUUUCGGAUACCUUAAGGAUUUUGAUAAACGAUAUACCCUUGGAAAACUCUUGGGUCACGGUCAAUUUGGUUAUACUUACGUUGGAAUCGACAAAUCCAAUGGAGAUCGUGUUGCAGUCAAAAGAAUUGAAAAAAGCAAGAUGGUUCUUCCUAUUGCUGUUGAGGAUGUAAAGCGAGAGGUCAAAAUUUUGGAGGAAUUAACUGGCCAUGAGAAUGUAGUUCGAUUCUUUAAUGCAUUUGAGGAUAGUAAUUAUGUAUAUAUAGCAAUGGAGUUGUGCGAGGGUGGUGAACUCUUGGACCGAAUCUUGGCCAAAAAAGAUAGUCGUUAUUCCGAGAAAGAUGCAGCUGUUGUUGUUCGUCAAAUGCUUAAAGUUGCUGCCCAGUGCCAUUUACACGGCUUGGUCCAUCGUGACAUGAAACCUGAGAAUUUUCUUUUCAAAUCGCCUAAAGAAGACUCACCUUUGAAGGCCACAGAUUUUGGUUUAUCAGACUUCAUCAGACCAGGAAAGAAGUUUCAGGACAUUGUUGGCAGUGCAUACUAUGUUGCACCCGAGGUUCUGAAACGAAAAUCUGGACCCGAGUCUGAUGUUUGGAGUAUUGGCGUGAUUACUUACAUUUUGUUAUGUGGCAGGCGACCAUUUUGGGAUAAAACCGAAGAUGGUAUAUUUAAGGAGGUGUUAAGAAACAAGCCAGAUUUUCGUCGUAAACCAUGGCCUACGAUAAGCGAAGGAGCUAAAGAUUUUGUUAAGAAGCUACUCGUAAAGGAUCCCCGUGUGAGACUUACCGCUGCUCAAGCCCUUUCACAUUCAUGGGUUAGAGAAGGUGGGAACGCAUCUGAGAUUCCUCUUGAUAUCUCUGUUUUAUCAAACAUGCGCCAGUUCGUGAAGUACAGCCGUUUCAAACAAUUUGCUCUUAGGGCAUUAGCUACAACACUUGAUGAAGAAGAGUUGGCUGAUCUUAGGGAUCAGUUUGACGCGAUCGAUGCUGAUAAAAACGGAUCCAUAAGCCUAGAAGAAAUGCGUCAUGCACUUGCUAAAGAUCUUCCUUGGAGUUUAAAAGAAUCACGCGUUCUUGAGAUCCUCCAAGCGAUCGAUAGCAACACGGAUGGACUUGUAGAUUUCACCGAGUUUGUGGCAGCUGCUAUUCACGUUCACCAGAUGGAGGAACUGAGCUCGGAGAAAUGGCUGAGAAGGUCGCAGGCUGCUUUCAGUAAAUUCGAUGUGAAUGGAGACGGAUACAUAACAGCACAAGAACUCCAAAUGCACACUGGCUUAAGGGGUUCCAUAGACCCUCUUUUAGAGGAAGCUGACAUAGAUAGAGAUGGAAAAAUAAGCCUCCCAGAGUUCAGGAGGCUAUUAAGAACGGCAAGUAUUAGCAGCUCUUCGAGGAAGGCAACCAGCCCACUUGGCCGAAGGAAUUCGAGGAAAUUAUAGACGAGAAUAUCAAAAGGGAGAAUUAGGAGAGGAAGGGAGAUUGUUGUGUAUAUUUGUAUUUUCCAUUUGUUUAUGGCACUGUAAACAUGUCUAUAAUCAAAUUAAAUGGUUUUUGUAUUGUGCAUACUAUAAGGGAAAACCAAAAUUAUAACCUACUCUAGUUAAUGCUGGUUAUAACAAGAAUAUUUUGAAUAAUAGAAUUUAAAGGUUAUAGAGGAAGUAUGUUGUUGUGCUUGAGCUUUUUCAUGUAUUAGUUGAGCUUUCAUCAAAUUUACUUUUGAGUUGUAAAGGAUCAAAUUAUUUUAUUAAUCUACAUAUCUUUUUGUCUAU